GAGGAGCCGGAGAGAUACAGGGAUGCAGAGGCAGAUAGGGGCGAGGAUAGAGGAGGCACAGUUUGACACACAUCCAGAGGAGCUCCACUUCCCCUCCUUUUCACAGACCCUUUAUCAUCACAGAAACGCAGACUCAUCCGUGAACCCUGGCACCAGAACAUCCUCCUCCUCAUCAUGUUGAGGAAGGGCUCAGAACGGCUCAUGAGAGACAGAGAGGUGCUGCUGGAUCUCGACAACGGGGGUGAAGCCCAAGCCACAGACGGCUAUGGGAGUCUGGAGAACGGGGGUUACAUCCCACCAAGAUAUCUUUCAGCUGGGGCUGGUGAUGGAGCCGUGGAUGAUGACGACAAGCCCAUCUAUAUGCACUGUGAUACAAAUGGAAACGCGUCAGCCUCGUCUCUGGGGAAUUACUUCAGAGAUGGAAGAACCAAAAUUGACUUUGUUUUGGUUUGGGAGGUGCGCUCUCGGAGAAAACGUCGUGCCAAAGGGAGUGGUACCAGUGAGGUGGCAGAUAAAGAUGGGGAGACCACCGAGGAAGCAAGCAGGUCUGGUAGAAGAAAAGCUCUGCUGGCACAAUGGAGGGACAAGUUUGUCCAAAAUCUACAGAGCACUGGCCUGCUACUGGAAAAGGAGGAAACGGCGAAUGAGAAAAAAACAAUCCAUUUCCUGAAACUUAGUGCCCCCUGGGAUGUGCUGGUGUACUACGCUGAGGAACUCUGCCUGAGAGCGCCGCUACAGGCACAACCAAAUCCAGACUUCAACACGUCUGCUCGAGUGCUGGAUAGACUAUGCAUACCAAACGUCAUGGCGGAAUCUGUGCCAAACAGGCCGUUGGACUACUACACGUGUGCCUUUCGCAAGUCGAAGAUGAACAGAUUUCUUGGCGGUGAAAAUCACGAGACAUAUUUCACAAACACACAGAGGCACCGUAUCGUGUUUGAGAUUCUGGCCAGGACGGUGUACGGCAAGAGGAAGAGGGCUGAGGUGGGCAUAGACAGGCUGCUGAAUGAGGGGGCGUACAUGGCUGCUUUCCCGCUACAUGAGGGCCCGUUUCAGCUUCCAAAGUAUGAGGUCCGUCCCGAUGAGCUGAACCAGAGACAGGUUCUUUUUCAUUACUGGGCGCGCUGGUCCAAAUGGUGCAAGUACCAGCCCCUGGACCACAUCCGGGAGUACUUUGGAGAAAAGAUCGCACUUUAUUUCACCUGGCUGGGUUUCUACACAGCGUGGCUGCUGCCGGCGGCCUUGGUGGGAACCCUCAUUUUUGUGUCAGGAAUCAUGUCCAUGGGCAACAACACCCCUGCUAAGGAGAUCUGUAGCAGUGGAGCCGCCUACCUGAUGUGUCCUCUCUGUAACACCUGCCAGCCGUGGAACAUGUCCGACAUCUGCCCCAUGGCCAAGGUGGGCUAUCUGUUCGACCAUUCAGGUACAGUCUUCUUCAGUGUGUUCAUGUCUUUCUGGGCCGUCACCUUCCUGGAGUACUGGAAACGCAAGAUGGCCACCCUGGCCCACCACUGGGACUGUAUGGACUUCCAUGAGGAAGAGGAGCGUCCGCGACCCGAGUUUGCAGCCAUGGCCCCUGCUAUGGAGUACAACCCGGUGACCGGCGUCAAAGAGCCGUACUUCCCAGAGAAGGCCCGGCUGACCCGCAUGUUCACCGGCUCCAUGGUCAUCAUCAUCAUGCUGUGUGUGGUGAUGAUCUUUCUGGUGACGGUGAUCAUGUACCGCGGUAUCAUCAGUGUGAUGAUGUUCCACACCGGGAGCCCUGUGCUGCGCACACAGGCAGGGAACAUAGCCAACAUCUCCAGCAGCGUGGUGAAUCUGGGGCUCAUUCUGCUGAUGGGGAAGGUCUACACAGCGCUGGCGGAGCAGCUGACUAAAUGGGAAAUGCACCGAACACAGACCCAGUAUGAGGAUGCGUUCACUUUCAAGGUGUUUGUCUUUCAAUUUGUCAACUUCUACUCCUCUCCUUUCUACGUGGCUUUCUUCAAGGGAAGGUUCGUGGGGUACCCGAGCAAUUAUGGGACCCUGUUCGGGAUGAGGAAUGAAGAUUGUGGCCCUGGAGGAUGUCUCAUUGAGCUGGCGGAGCAGCUCUUCAUCAUCAUGGUGGGGAAGCAGGUUAUCAGCAACAUCCAGGAGUUUGUUAUCCCGAAAGUGAAGGCGUGGCAUCAGAAGAAGGCACUGGCCAAGGUGCGAGGGAGCAAAGUGCCCCCGGAGCCUCGGCGCUGGGAGGAAGACUACCAACUGGUAGAGUGUGAAGGCCUGUUUGAAGAGUACCUAGAAAUGGUCCUCCAGUUUGGGUUCAUCACCAUCUUCGUGGCGGCGUUUCCCUUGGCUCCUCUCUUUGCCCUCCUCAACAACUGGGUGGAGGUCCGUCUGGACGCCCACAAGUUUGUGUGCGAGUACCGGCGGCCCGUGGCUGAGCGCGCCCAGAACAUCGGAGUCUGGUUCAACAUCCUGGAAGCUUUGUCGCACCUGUCCGUCAUCGCCAACGCUUUCCUCAUAGCCUUCACGUCAGAUUUCCUACCCCGCUUGCUGUACCGGUAUAAAUUCGACGAUGCUCUGAACGGAUAUGUCAACUUCACCCUGGCUUACGCUCCAGUGAACUACACCGACCACCCAAUGUGCAGAUAUAAAGCUCUCCGAGACAACAAUGGAAACUACACACUGUUUUACUGGGAGCUCCUCGCUGUCAGACUUGGCUUUAUCAUCGUGUUUGAGCACCUUGUGUUCUUUGUGCUGAGAGCCAUAGACUGGUUGGUGCCCGACGUGCCCGAGUCCUUGGAGCUGAAGAUCAAGAGGGAGCGCUACCUGGCCAAGCAGGCCUUGGCAGAGAACCAGGAGGCCCUCUUGGUGAGUCGAGGCCACGGGCCCACCCCACCUUCUCCAGGUGUUUCCAGUUCAGUGAAUGUUUCCCAAUGAGGGGGCAAGCGACGCGUCCUUUGGCAACGUGAGUCAGGACUGCAGUGCGGAAGAGGGUGCACCGAGAGGAGCAGUGGGAAAGGAGAGGAGGGCUCGUGGAGCUAUCAAAGACUCUCCUUCGCAUUUGGGAUAUCAUUAGUGAACUCGCCUCCCCCCGGGAAUGCUAUCUUCGUGAUGGGAUGGGCUGGUGGCGGGGGUUGUGUAACGCCAAGGCGCUGGGUGCGACUCAUCGUGCCCUGUGCGUGUUGCAUUAUGUGUAUGUUGUGUUUAGGGAUAACUUUUCGAUCCAAGGAGAUUUACUUUGUUGUUUCAGUUUUUUGGGCCUGUAUACCUUUGGCAGAGACUAAAUCAUGCACAUCCUACGGGUCUCCAAGCCCAAGAGCAAAGAGUACAAAGUAGACACGGUUUCUGUCCUUUUCUACGCUUUACAGUGUGCUCAUCUUUUUGUUUUACGGCUGAUUCGUGUUUUUUUUUAACCUAAUUAAACUGUUAGAUGGCUGACAUCAGCAAAUAUUCACACCCUACUCUACUGCAAUAUAUGUUAGAUAUACUGUUCAUGUAUAUACUGUGAAGCAUGGUAAGCUUUUCUAUAGGAAUGCUCUGUAUAGUAUUUGUACGCUCGUUGCCAAUCAUGCGAUCUUGGAUCGUGAGAUACGCUUUUGUGCAAAAGUGCACACACUACUGGAAUAGUCACUCUGUGUUGCAUAUUUUG
Molecule: messenger RNA, 3631 nt
Organism: Lampris incognitus (smalleye Pacific opah)
Lineage: Eukaryota; Metazoa; Chordata; Actinopteri; Lampriformes; Lampridae
Gene: ano11
Product: anoctamin 11
Exons: 25
Coding region: 175-2919 (914 amino acids)
Biological process (GO): chloride transmembrane transport
Cellular component (GO): plasma membrane
Molecular function (GO): protein dimerization activity; chloride channel activity
Source: RefSeq, a predicted model, not a curated record